CCAGAAUAAUUACUGAAGGGUUUAAACCAACACUGCCUGAUUCCACUUAUCCCCAAACCUUCACUGAUAAUCUCCACCCAUCCAUACCAUGGCUGCCUGACGCCUGUACACCUUAAUCACGGCCAGUCACACCGUAUAUACAUCUAACACUAUCUAAAGCUACCUUCUCUAUGCCACUUGCCUCUCUUACACUCUCCAAUCACACCCAUCCAAAAAGGAACACCGCUUCCAUCGCCCACCUUCUCUUUCUCUCUCUCUCCUGGUUCUUACUCUCUCUUUCUGCCUCCUUCCCUUUUUAUCUCUCCUAUGCGUUUCUCAGUGGUACCUUCCCCCUUCAGUGCAUAUAAAAAGGCGGGGACUUUCAGCCUUAUCAUCAGAGUGUUUCACCAAGGCAAGGAAGCAACACGCACUCUUUGUUAGUUCUUCCCUUCGGAGUACAAACGAAUUACCUAAGCAUUGAUAUUUAACAGCUGACGGCAAAGCGGUUAAAACCGAAGCUACGGCACAAUGAAGGUCUCACUCCCACUUCUCGCCGUCCUCAUCGCCAGCAUUCAAUCAGCUCCCGCCCCACAGUCCGUCAUCCUUCCCAACCUCCCCCUUUUCGAGCAAACAGAUCCCACGCAGAACCUCCCCCAGACGGCACCCACUGAGACACAAGUUUGGCAGCCAGUCCUCCCCUAUAGCUACUCCUACACAGUGAGCGAUCUGGACACAAACAACUUCCAGAACAAGGCGGAGAUUAUGAACGAGCUAGGCGACGUGUUCGGCUCCUACUCAGUGCUCAUGCCCGACAACAUCAUCUACACCACCACCUAUAACGUCACGGGCAACAGUGGCUUCGUGGCGAGGGUGGAGAAGUCCCUGCCACAACUUGCUCCUCCUGCUAAUGGUCCUGCUAAUGGUUCUGCUAAUGGUCCUCUUCCUAAUGUCGCCUCUCCAUCAGGUUUCUUUGUCUAGUUAUAUUGUUAAAGGUUAAAGGCUGAGUGUGUUUUUUCUCCUCUUUUUUCUUAUUUUAUUCUGAUUUUUGGUGCAUGUGUUUUCUUUCUUGCUUGCGAGUUUUUUCUCUCUUUUAGUGUUAUUAAUUUCAAGUAAUGUUCUCGUUUUCUUUAGUCUCCCACUCCAAUUUUUCUGCUUCACCGGUUUUCUUUGAUGCGUUUCUAGUUGUAUACUUUGUUAUUUUGUUGUUAUUCUCGCUGUUUUCACCAGUUUUAGAGACAUUUAUCAAAGAAACUCAUGGUAUUUUUGUAUUUACUUGUUAUCUCGUUAGUUGACAUUUAUUGAGGAAAUUCAUGGUAUUUUUGUAUCUAUUUGUUAUCUCGUUAGUUGACAUUUACUAAGGAAAUUCAUGGUAAUUUUGUAUCUAUUUCUUAUCUCGCUGUUAGUUGUUAAUGACACGCCUGUUAAUCGUUAUAUUUUUUUCGAGCUUAUUAAUUUUGUUUCGCGUUUCAAAGUUUUAUUUUAUUCAGUUAUUGAUGAAAUGUUAUGUUAGAUUCUAUAUGGAAGAAUUUUAUCUUAUGUUUUGUUGAUCGUAACAAUGACAACGCAGUAUA
Messenger RNA from Portunus trituberculatus (swimming crab), 1550 nucleotides. RefSeq lists its product as uncharacterized. Lineage: Eukaryota; Metazoa; Arthropoda; Malacostraca; Decapoda; Portunidae. The record is from RefSeq and is a predicted model, not a curated record. Gene Ontology annotation, cellular component: extracellular matrix. The coding region runs from base 508 to 957 and encodes 149 amino acids. The transcript has 3 exons.